UACAGUAAUCGUUUUUAUUUUUACAGCAAUGGAGAUAGUAGGAACAAAGUACAGAGUAGCUGCGGCUGCUACCAUGAGUUCCUUCUUCGCUGUCGGCCAAGUAACCCUCGCUGCUAUCGCCUGGGCCGUACCUUACUGGCGACACAUGACGUUAAUUUUAUACAUACCUCAGUUCAUAGUCAUCACCUACUUAUGGAUAAUGCCAGAGAACGCUCGAUGGUACUUGAGCAAAGGAAGGUAUGAAGAUGCUGAAAGAGUCCUAGAAGACGCUGCUAGAGUGAAUAAAAAGAAAUUAUCAGAAGAGAGUAGACAAAUUUUCAAACAGAUUGCUCAAGAUAGCAAUAACAAAGGACCAGAGAAAGAACCCUGGUUAGUGUCGCUAGUUUUAAAAAAUAAGCCAAUUUUGGUAAGAACAAUUGCGUCACCAAUUUGGUGGAUAUCAACGAUGUGUGUAUACUAUGGCCUGAGUGUCAAUGCUGUGCAUUUAGUAGGGAAUCAGUACCAGAAUUUCAUGUUGGUAGCUGCUGUGGAGAUACCAGGGUUCUGGUUGGCUGUGCUGCUGAUGAACAGGAUCGGAAGGAAGCCAGUGUUGAUUGGAGCCUUCUGGGUGUGUGCUGUCUGCAUGGGGGCGUACGUGUUUGUUCCUGGAGGCAACUACGCUGUUUCUCUAACACUAUACUUGAUUGGUAAAUGCAGCAUAUCGACCGUGAUGGUGUCAAUCCACCUGUACACCGCAGAGCUGUACCCCACAAAGUACCGACACAGUCUGUUUGCCUUCUCCUCUAUGAUGGGCAGGCUGGGGCAUAUAAUCGCGCCACUUACACCGGCAUUUAGCGAGGAAGUGUGGGCAGACCUGCCAUUUGCGAUUUUCGGGUGCCUAGCUUUAGUGUCAGGGGCCCUGGUCUUCCUCACCCCAGAGACCCUAGGGGCCAACCUUCCUGACACCAUGGAGCAAGCAGCCAAUAUUGGCAGAAGAAAACCUUAACACCUUCCUUGACGCUUCACCUACAUAGGCGGGUCCAAAGUCCAAGUCAAUCCGUAAGAAAAGUCAAUGACACGUCGCUGUCAGUGAAGGUUUUAAAAAGAUCCUGAAUUUUAUACUGGAAAUGUGUAUCACAUUUCUUGAUUAGUUUGGAUUAGAUUGUUAUGAUUGUGAAAGAAAUGAGU
Messenger RNA from Pectinophora gossypiella (pink bollworm), 1167 nucleotides. Its product is annotated as organic cation transporter protein-like. Gene Ontology annotation, molecular function: transmembrane transporter activity. Gene Ontology annotation, cellular component: membrane. Lineage: Eukaryota; Metazoa; Arthropoda; Insecta; Lepidoptera; Gelechiidae. Gene Ontology annotation, biological process: transmembrane transport. The coding region runs from base 29 to 985 and encodes 318 amino acids. The record is from RefSeq and is a predicted model, not a curated record. The transcript is spliced from 3 exons.